This is a messenger RNA of Asterias rubens (European starfish), 4179 nucleotides long. Its product is annotated as inactive phospholipase C-like protein 2. Bases 29 to 2935 code for a protein of 968 amino acids. NCBI's taxonomy places the organism in Eukaryota, Metazoa, Echinodermata, Asteroidea, Forcipulatida, Asteriidae. The record is from RefSeq and is a predicted model, not a curated record. The transcript has 27 exons. Gene Ontology annotation, molecular function: phosphatidylinositol-4,5-bisphosphate phospholipase C activity. Gene Ontology annotation, biological process: lipid metabolic process; intracellular signal transduction.
UCAUACAUCCUCUGACUGCCUAGCCUUCAUGCAAGCGGGCUGUGAGCUGAUUAAGGUCCGAUCUCCGUCCAGACAAUACCACAGAAUAUUCUGCCUGAGUGAAGAGCUCUCUGAGAUCAGAUGGCACCCAACUUCCAAGAAACCGGACAAAGCCAGAAUUGUUAUAGAGUCAGUCAAGGAGGUCCGAGUUGGAAAGAAUACCGAGACAUUCCGCCAGCGUGAGUCGACGGCCGAGUUCCCUGAAGAAUGUUCCUUCUCCGUCAUCUUUGGUGAUAACUACGAGACGUUGGACCUCGUGGCCAACUCGCCGGACGAGGCCAACAUAUGGGUCACUGGACUCUCCUACUUGAUUGGAGGAAACAAAAGCAAAUCUCCUGAGGCAAUAGAACAGAAGCAAGACAUGAGAGAUAGAUGGCUACAGGAAAUGUUUGAGAAGGCUGCAGGUGACCAGGUGGGCCAGCUGGAUGAGUUUGAAGUCAUGCAACUCAUGAAGAAACUUAACAACAGCGUCACAUCUAUGAGAGUUAGACAAAAGUUUAAGGAAAUGACGCUGAGUAAAGUACGAGAUGGGGACUCAAAGCCAACUCUCAGCAGCCACGAGUUUCUAGAUCUCUUUAAAGAAAUGACGACUAGACCAGAAAUUUACUUUUUACUUGUAAGGUACUCAAGUUCAGAGGUCAUGGCUAUUGAUGACCUUUUGAUAUUCCUAGAAGCUGAACAGGGUAUGGCUGGUGUAUCGAGAGAAAAGUGCUUCACCAUUAUUAACAAGUAUGAGCCGUCCCAAGAAGGUAGAGAGAAAGGUCACCUGGGCAUUGAUGGUUUCACCAAUUACCUUUUAUCUGAAGAUUGUGACAUCUUUGACUACCAGCACCGGUCAGUUUGUCAAGACAUGACACAACCUCUAUCUCACUACUUCAUAGCUUCAUCCCACAAUACUUACCUCACUGAAGACCAAUUGAAGGGACCGUCUAGUGUGGCGGCGUACGUCAAGGCAUUACAAAAAGGAUGCAGAUGGGUAGAGUUGGACUGUUGGGAUGGUGCCAACGGAGAACCAAUCAUAUACCACGGUCAUACGCUAACCUCAAAGAUAUUGUUCAAAGCAGUCGUUGAAGCAAUUAAUCAACAUGCGUUUGAGACAUCUCAGUAUCCGCUGUUAGUAUCAAUAGAGAACCAUUGUAGUGUUGAGCAGCAGAGUGUUAUGGCACAUCAUCUAAAAACAGUAUUUGGAGAUAAAUUAAUGAUUGAUUCGCCAGGAGAGUCUGCUACAUACUUGCCAUCCCCAGAGCAGCUCAAAGGAAGGGUUCUCAUCAAGGGAAAGAAGUUGCCGGCAGAUUUUGUUGGUGAAGAGGGGGAAGUGACAGAUGAAGAUGAAGGAGCAGACAGUGAGAGGAGAAGAAUUAAGAAGGAGGGUUUCAAGAAAAGGGUUCUCAUUAAGGAGCUGUCUGAUCUGGUCACUUUAUGCAAAUCCGUCCGUUUCGAAGACUUCCAUGAAGCAGCACAGAAACAAAAGUACUGGGAGAUCUGUUCCUUGAGUGAAGUAAAUGCUAUCAAAUUUGCCAGUCUCUGCGCGGAGGAUUUUGUGAGUCACAAUAAACACCUUCUCACAAGAAUUUACCCGAAUCCAAACAGAGUUGAUUCCAGCAACUAUAACCCACAGGACGUCUGGAACUGUGGAUGUCAGAUCGUUGCCCUGAACUACCAGACUCCAGGGCUAAUGACAGACUUGUAUGAUGGAAAAUUCAGACAAAAUGGACAAUGUGGCUACGUCCUUAAACCAGGAGUCAUGAGAGAAGAGAUUUCUUAUUUUAGUGCCAACUCUCGGGACAUAAUACCUGGAAUAUCGCCCCAGAUUCUUCAUAUCAAGAUCAUCAGUGGCCAGAAGUUUCCAAAGCCCAAAGGAUCUGGAUCUAAAGGGGACGUUAUUGACCCUUAUGUUUCCAUGGAGAUCUUUGGAAUCCCAGCUGAUUGUGCUGAAGAACGGACAAAAACUAUUCCUCACAACGGUUACAACCCCAUCUAUGAUGAAAGUUUUGAUUUCACUGUCAAUUUACCGGAGCUGGCUCUGGUUCGUUUUGUUGUACUGGAUGAUGACUUCAUUGGAGAUGAGUUUAUUGGACAGUUUACAAUACCAUUUGAAUGUCUACAACCAGGUUAUAGACAUUUUACAUUGCUCUCAAACACUGGAGAGUCACUUGAACCAGCGUCUCUGUUUGUACAUGUUGCUGUCACCAACAAACGCGGUGGAGGGAAACCUACAAAGCGAGGCAUGUCAGUCAAGAAAUCCAAAAGGUCAAGAGACUACACCCAUGUCCGACCUGUAGGCGUCAAAACCAUUGAUGAGGUUUUCAAGGCUUCACUUGCACCUCUCAAAGAGGGUAGUGAAUUAAGGGAAAAUGUACAGAAUGCUAUGACUAGGUUCAAAGAGGCCUGUGGUCUAGCAUCCAUAGCAAACCUUAAGCAGUGUAUACGCCUCCUUGCCACCAGACUAGCGGGGUCAUCGGAUACAGUGACCCUUCGAUUGUCCAUGAAGGAUAACUUGGCUUUCUUGGAUGCAGAGGGGAGUGCCCCAGACAUGCUCAAGAAGGCACUCAGUGCAUUUGAUUUGAUGGUUUCUGAGAGCAAGACACUAAUGGAACAAGCAGACAGUCUAGUUGUAAGGAUCGAUGAGGUACAGAAGGCUGGAUUGGAGUACCAUGACAAUCUGAGCUAUUUACUUACCAAGGACGGCCUGAAAGGCAAGAGACUCUCCAAGGCAUCAGAGAACUUUGCUUGGAAUAUCAGGGUUUUGAAAGGCCAAGCUGAUCUCCUCUCUAGAUCCAAGAAGGAGUGCCAGGAUUGGAUGAGACAGAUCCAGGAGGCAGGAACGGCCCUAGGUCUGAUGUCAUCUGUUGAGCCAGAACCGGAACCAGACCAAAUCAGCGAAGCAGAAAGCUGAUGACCGCCACCAAAACGUUCCAUUACAUUUUUUAAGUUAAUGUUUUUAGUCCUGUCGGUCAUCAGGUGCCCCUUUAAGGUUGAAAAGUGACUAUUUUUAGGUAGUAAAAUAUACAUGUUGUUGUACAUGGUCCCUAAGACUGCUCAAUUUAAAUCUCAGAAGCAACCAGGGAUGGGUUUCACAAAGAGUUACUUAAGACAAGUCUUAUCUCGUCCUUACUCUAUCUCUUACCCGUCCUUGCUUAUGAUAGGCUUCAGUUUAUCUCCUAGGACGGGCCUUUGUGAAAUCGACCCCUGGUAAAUAUACCAUUUAUGACUGGUAUCACAUGUUUGCUUUGCAAAUGAUUGUUAAGCAAGUUUUCCUGCAUACCUAGCUCUAUGAAGUUGGCUCCUUACACAAUUUAAUCAAGCCUGUAAGCACAUAAAAAAAACACAGACAUACCUUGCUUUGCAGAAACAGGUAUCGAUAACCAGGGUAAUUUACAUGUAGUUUACAUUGCUAUGACUGGUGCCCACUUUGGCUUAGCUAGUAGAUUUGAUAAUCAGCAUUUUCUGCCUGACAGUUUGUUUGCCUUGCCUUGUAUACUUUUAAAGCUGUGGAAAUCUUCCAGAAGCAAUGUGAAUCUAAGUGUGCAAAAGCACUUUGAUGCUCAGCAAGUUUAUUUUAAUCACAACUCAUUGAAUCCUGGCAUGACUGUUAUCUCCAUCAUGAUGGCUGGAGCUAGAUUCAAGAUAGCUGAUGACUUGAGUGGAGACCACCAAUCACCCUUCCUGACUUGGAAGCUGCUACUUAAACAUGACUUUUAACCUUACUGCGUGGAACAAAAGUUUUGUCAAUUUUUCUGACGGGUUGUCUGGGUCAUUGUGUACACAAAUUAUCUUACCAAGAUGGCUGCAGUGAAAUACUGGUCUUUGUAGAGAUUGUAGAACAGGGUAGUUCAAACAUAAAUAGUUAUGUUUAUUAAUAGAUAUUGUACUUGUAAAUACACUGUGGCGAUUUUCAGAGGGUCAAAGUUCUAAAACAAAAUUAUUUCUAAACUACAUUUUGAGAGAAGAAGAGUCAGAUUGCGAUGGAUGGUAAAAGUCAUCUAAGAAUAUCACUUCUAGAGUCUAUUUGUACACCAUGGCAAAGCAAACAAUUACAUUAUUGACAACUGUCAACCGUUAUCCACUGUACAAUAGACCGAGCCAUUAAGCUCUGCGCCAUUGCAAAUUGACCAGUCACAACAAAACAAAGGUCCGACA